Cylas formicarius (sweet potato weevil) is the source of this 1782-nucleotide messenger RNA. RefSeq lists its product as uncharacterized. The transcript has 7 exons. Gene Ontology annotation, cellular component: plasma membrane. Gene Ontology annotation, biological process: actin cytoskeleton organization. NCBI's taxonomy places the organism in Eukaryota, Metazoa, Arthropoda, Insecta, Coleoptera, Brentidae. The record is from RefSeq and is a predicted model, not a curated record. Bases 109 to 1278 code for a protein of 389 amino acids.
UCCGUAGAAGGAGUGAGUACGUUUUCCUUGCUCAUCAGUAAGGAUUCAACGUGCUCUUAUACUGCGGAAAGCGAUUAAUAAUCGGCGUGUUCCUUCGUUUUUGCGGUGAUGUUGUUGCACUCGGACAGCUGUAGUUCGAGCGGUACCGCCACCAAUACCACACAGGGUGGUACUUCGGCUAGAAGAAGCGGCGUUGGUGUUCCGGUAAAGAAGGAAUUGAUUCAUCCGAGGAUAAUGGAUUCGCCAACGUUAGCCAGGGUGGAACGCGCCAUGCUGAGACACGAAGGGGUCAACAGAGAAGGCCAGGAUGUGAUAAGAGCUGGGUUUACUCAGUCGUUAUUAUCUACGAGUAAUUACGGCAAAGAGUCGACCCACGCGAUCAAAAGGGGCCUCCUGUGGCAGCAACGGGACAAACUUUUUAGCAGAUGGAAGGAACGCUACUUUAUUCUGACUAGAGACUACCUGCAUUGUUUUCGGAGAGCUUCCGGGGCUGACAGGAUAUCUGAAAUGGGUCAGUUCCUCUUCAAAGUGAAGCUGGUUGACGUCGACAAGGUGGAAUGGGAGAAUAAAAAGACAUACAGCACCGUAGCGCUGAUCAUCGGUAGAGACGGCAAAAUUUACUUGAGGGCUGCGGAUGGUCUUGAAGAUUGGUUCGAACUACUCGAGGAGUGUAUGUUGACCAGCAAGGAGAGAAGGAAGGCGUUGAGGUAUUCGCAUGACGGUAAGCAGAAGGACAACAAUAACAUUGCCCUUGGUUUGGAUGACUGGUUGGCUGCUCGUCAGAAAUUUCCGGUAGGACGACUGCUCGCAGACAGUGUGGCCAAAUCGACACAGGAAUCCUCUUGUGAUAGGCGUAGAGACUGGACACCCAGGGAGGAGGACUGGGAACAUCCGACUUUGGACAAUAGAUUAUCGCGUUUAUUGAGGGCAGCCAAACAAGGAUCUCGGGGCCGUAAACGCAAAUGGUUUUUUCAAAGUAAAACUCUGCUUACCGACAUAGAUAUCAACAGCUACGAUGACAGUACCUUAGGCGCCCCUUCAGUUACUUCAUACAGGUUGAGUAGGGAUGUGUUGUGUGUACAGCCACCCUCUUUAAGAGCAGCCGGCUCUUUCAGGUCGACCAAGGAGGGCGGGAACCCUCCGGCAAAGAGGAACAGUCCGAUGGUAAACGUACCGGAGGGUCAGUGCCAGUACAUCAAAUUCAGAGAACGUUCUUACAGCGACAUACAGCACAUCGAGAAGAAACCAUGGAGGGCGUUAGCGUUGCCCCGCCAGUAAAAUAGCAAUAAGAGUAAUUGUGCAAUACCCUAGUCAAUAUUUAAACUUAAUCUGCACACGCAGGUACUCACGAAAAAAGAAGGCGCCACUCAUCACGGAACGUUUUCGUUAGUAAAAAGGUUUUAUUUUUAAAAAAUUUUUAUUGCGUGUUACAGAACUGUUUGACUUUUUUUACUUAAAUAGUCCAGACUAUUAUAUUAGGAUUUCUUGUGUUUUUAGUUUAAUUUUUCAGUAAAAACAUUUUGUCAAAAAUUUCUGACUGAGGACCAACUGUGUACUCUGAUCUCUUUCUUCUAAAAUCUGCAUAACAAAAUAUUUUCACCAAAGAUUUAUUUGCGACUGAUGCACCAAUUUUAUACUUGCUCACUUAAGAAACGUUCUAUUUAUUAGCUCUGUUUUUUGUAUGUAUAUAUGUAAUAAUUUGCAUGUGUUCCAAUAAAAUAUCAGUUAAAUUAUUGUUGUAAUCAAAUUCGCGGUCGCUAAAUAAAUAACAAGCAAGUAUAC